AUGACUUGGAUGCGUGUACUGCAAGCUCUAGUGGCCAUUGCAGCAUCGGCUUAUGGUGUUUCUAUCACAAUUGAUCCUGCUGGCAGUGCACAACCACGAGAAGCUCAGCUUGUGCGCAAAGACGUGAGACCGAAGCCGCACACCUGCGAUGACAAGACAGCCUGCGGAGGCUGUCAGGGGUUAGAGCAGUCGGCCUGCGAGACUGCUUGCUGGAUUGAUCAGGGACAGAACCGCCAAUGCGCUCCGGCUUUUGUGCCCUCGCCGUUGGGACGAAUGGGACGAGUAAUCACUUUCGAGGGACUGGGAGCAGCUCAUGAUCAAUUUGUUUGUGCAGUUUGCUUCGGCCUGGCCACGUACGCAACAGCAUGCCGGGUCGUUACGAAAGCUCCCUCCGGGGAUUCGGCGCGGUACGGUGUGGGUCCCGUUUGGGUCCCGUAUCGUGGCGUCACGGGUGAGGUCCUCUUCAUGUGGCGGUCCACACUUUGGAUCGCAAUUUCUUUGGUGUUGGCUAGGGCCGAGCCAGAGGGAGCGGUGCAAUGUCCUUGCUACAACAUCACCCGUGACGACUAUGGCUUCGGCUGCGAGGCUCAUGACAUCAAUGGGUGCAACACGAGUUCGGCACCUGCGUGGUGCAGUGACAGUUGGUGCUACGUGCAGCCCUCCGCUUGUACAGUUACUCAUGAGAUGAGUAGCUCUAUUCCAGGACUUGCGUGGUCUUACACAACCUGUGGCUUUCGUGAUGCGUUCUCGCGUAGCAACAUUACAGAGAGCCUCCGUGGCCAGACUCUGCGAGUGCAGUUCUUGGGCAACACAGGCGGCUGGAAAGGCAACUAUUGCCCCGGUUUUGCCGGUCAGCCGUGUGAGGGGCAAAGGGGCUACGGACCCGUCGGGCGUUUCUUCGACCUGGUGGCCGGCAACGCUGGGAUCACAGUGCAGCAGGUUACAGCGGUGCCCGACCCCGUCCGAGACCAGUUGGAGCGCAUGGGCCAGCGCUCGAAUUUUGACCUUUGUAUUUGGGCUACUGGAAUGGGAUACCUGGAUGUUUGUGUGGCUUCGCUGGUGAUGUUGCCGAGACGAACCGAUGCUUCACCCUUUGUGAAUCUUUGGUCGGAGCCCACCAUCUUGGUCGGCCCAGUGGUGGACACGGCCGAAGACGUUUCCUUCAGUGAAAUGCUUGGUGCAGCCUUUCGACCCUUCAGUCCCAAUCUUUGGCUUACGUUGCUGGCUGUCGUCACAUCGAGUUCUCUUAUCAUCACAUACUUCGAAACGUCUCCGGAUGGACAGUUCAACGACUUGCAUGGCAAGAGGGAGAAGGCUGCAGAAGCAGUGUACCGGGCAUUCUACAGCCUCUUCAUGUGCGAGUCUCGGUUCGAGCCUUGCACGUUGGGCGGUCGGAUUGUUGGUCUCGGCCUUGCCUUUAUGUGCAUUCUGUUCGUUUGUGGAUACACAGCCACUUUGGCCUCGUUUCUGGUUGAGGAACGACGCCUUGCCCCAAGUGUGGAGAGCAUUCAGGAUGCCAUCAGACUCAACUACAAGAUCUGCGCCCACCCAAGCCACUCAAUAACCCUGCAGGUAAACGGUGUACCUACGGCCAACAUUGUGGAAGUCCCCGUUCGGUCGGAGAUUCUGCCUGCAGUCAGCGUGGCGAGUGGCAGUACCUGCCAGGUUGCCGUCCUUUCGGAGGAAGACUUCGUGUCUGCCCAAUCGUCCAAUGGUGGCAGCUUCUGUGGUCUCGAAAGAAUCGGUGGUGCAAUUGGCUCUCACAUGGUGGGCUUGUCCGUUUCGGACAAGUGGGCGCGCCAGUUAAAUUAUGCUGUGAGCUCUGCCGCUGCAGAUGGCCAAGUGCAGCGGGCCAUCAAUGAGCAUCAGCCCACGGACUACUGCACCAACAUCAACGCCGAGCUCCGUAAUAGCAGCCAGCCGGUGGCUUUGACAGUCCAGGGUAUGCUGGGACCCUUCGUCGUCACCAUGCUCUUUACGAUCCUGGGUAUCGUGGCACAUGUGUCGCGCCUGGUCCUGUUCAAAACCAUCGAGGAAGGCAGGAAGGUCAGCCGCCAUGGCAACUUUCGCGACGGUCUCAUGGAGAUUGCGGAAGACAUCCACCGGGUUGCUUCAGGGCUGGUUCAUCCAACCUUCAGUUCGUCAGAGCAUCCCUCGGAAGAGCUCGGACCGGUUCAAGGGAGCGAGAGCUUGAGCCCAGAUCAGAAUCAGCAGGGUUCCAAGGCACUGGGGGCGCUCCUACGCUCUCAGCAGUCAUUCCUUGACGUGCAGGUGGCAGGGCGUGAGCAGACGGACCAAAUCUUGAGGAGAUUGGAGAAGAUUGAGCAGAGCCAACUUUACUUUGAGACGGCCCUGUCUUCCCUUUUCCGACAGCGAAUCUGCUGUACGCAGAACUGCGGGAUGCCACAAAGCUGCUUCGAAAUCCGGAAGUUCGCAGCCCCCGAACGCCGCGCGUUCUCCCAGUGGAUGCUCAGGAGCCCAGUCUCAAGGCGGUCUUCAAGCUGCGGGGCAACCAGCCCAAGGAGUGGUCUCCGGGAAGCGACUCCGUCACAGCCGAGACCGUGGUCAAGGGAGCACAUGCACAACAGAAGACUUCCUUCGGCAUCCUUGCGACACACAAAAAGAAGCACAUCAGGUCCAUGUACUCGCCGAGGGACUUGUACUCCUAUCCACCCAGCAUCAACAGUGAGAUUGGUUGGCACUUAA
Symbiodinium sp. CCMP2456 is the source of this 2706-nucleotide messenger RNA. Lineage: Eukaryota; Dinophyceae; Suessiales; Symbiodiniaceae. The record is from the annotation of a GenBank genome assembly.